Drosophila grimshawi is the source of this 1166-nucleotide messenger RNA. RefSeq names its product mitochondrial import inner membrane translocase subunit TIM50-A (gene ttm3). Gene Ontology annotation, molecular function: phosphoprotein phosphatase activity. The coding region runs from base 31 to 1137 and encodes 368 amino acids. The transcript has 2 exons. NCBI's taxonomy places the organism in Eukaryota, Metazoa, Arthropoda, Insecta, Diptera, Drosophilidae. The record is from RefSeq and is a predicted model, not a curated record.
UACUUAAAUUUGAAGUAUAUUAUAUCGGUUAUGUAUAGCUGCUCAGCAUGGCUGAGAGUAAUUCAACAACAGGUUGGAAUGAGAUCCUCUUACCCAUGGUCAAGCCAGAGAAUUAUUCAAUUUAAAUACUCGUCAUCCGACAUUGGCAAUAAACGUGAAACUCCUUCGAAAAACAAAGCCAGUCGAGACAAAAUUGACUCCAAGUGUCGAAAGGACGAUUUUAAAGCAGUCCCAAAAUAUACCUACGAAAUUACGCGCAGACCAAAUCAAAGUCAAAAACCAUCGAAGCCUUCCAAGCCAAGCCCCAUUAAAUUUCGAUCCAAAUGGCGCUACGGUUAUAGUGUCUUUCUGGCCGGAUUAUGCUCGAUGCUGUGGGCAGUCUAUGAGCUGGGCAAACCGGAGCACGAUCAGCGUGGACGCAGCAUUGAGGAUGAGCUGAGCUCGUUGCCGUUGCUGCAGCAAUAUGUGCAGCGUAUGUGGCACUCGCUGCAUUACUAUCAGAAGAUGCUGGAAGAGCCGGUGCCCACCAAGCUGGUGCCAGACAUACAGCAGCCUCCGUACGUACAGCCACGCUAUACGCUCGUGCUGGAGAUGAGAGAUGUCCUCGUCCAUCCUGACUGGACAUAUCAGACGGGCUGGCGGUUUAAGAAGCGACCCGGCGUCGAUCACUUUCUGCGCGAGUGCAGCAAACACUUUGAGAUUAUUGUCUACACUGCCGAGCAGGGCACGACCGCAUUUCCCAUUCUGGAUGCCCUCGAUCCGAAUGGAUAUAUACGGUAUCGUUUGGUGCGCGGUGCCACACAGCUGCUGGAUGGUAAGCACAUCAAAAACUUGAAUCGACUCAAUCGCAAUUUGCGGCGGGUAAUUGUCGUUGAUUGGGAUUGUCAGGCUGUUCCACUGCACCCAGAUAAUAUUUUUGCUAUUGCCCGCUGGGUGGGCAACGAUGACGAUGUUCAGCUCUUCGAUCUGGCAGCGUUUUUGAAACUCAUUGCAGAGCAUAAGAUGGAAGAUGUGCGUGAGGUGCUGCACUACUAUCACCAGUUCGAGGAUCCAAUUGAGCAGUUUAAGGAGAAUCAGCGAAAACUGCUGGAAAUGAAGCAGGAGAAGCCGGAUGCCGAAACGGGUUGUUUGAAAUAAAUUAUUAUUCCUGUAUUUUUGUAUUAUUG